Molecule: messenger RNA, 3696 nt
Organism: Marmota monax (woodchuck)
Lineage: Eukaryota; Metazoa; Chordata; Mammalia; Rodentia; Sciuridae
Gene: Bend6
Product: BEN domain containing 6
Exons: 5
Coding region: 236-760 (174 amino acids)
Biological process (GO): positive regulation of neuron differentiation; negative regulation of Notch signaling pathway
Cellular component (GO): nucleus
Molecular function (GO): DNA binding; transcription corepressor activity
Source: RefSeq, a predicted model, not a curated record
CCCGGCGUGAGGGGGCGCCAAGGAGCCAGGGGGAAAAUCGUAAGGCGCUGGCGAGAGCCUGCAAGCGGUGCUACCCGCCACUUCCCACCCUCCGGCGCCCCGCCCCGAGGUAGGGGCUUUGGAGGAUGCAGCCGGGAAAAUCAUUAACUUUGGGGCCUCAUCCAGAGUAGCAUCGUCUACAUGGGCAUUCCUUCCUCCUACUGUUUCAGAAAACCUUUGAUAACUAAUUGAGAAAAUGCAGAAGAUCUUGCAGACAGAUGAAAUUACCAAUAUCCAAGCUUUUAGAAAAGGAAAGAGGAAAAGGACAGAGACAAUGGACUCAGAAAAUCCAAAUAGUGACAUGGAAAAAGGACAGAGAGAUCCAUAUUCGGGAAAUGCCUUUCUGCCUGGGGAGAGCUCCAGUGAGGAUGAAGCACCCUUAGCAGAAUUAUCAAAGGAGGAAUUAUGUGCCAAGAUAAAAAACCUGAAAGAAAAACUAACAAACACCCGGAAAGAAAACAGCCGGCUUCGACAGUCUUUGGUCAUGCUACAAGUGUUACCACAAGCAGUCACCCAGUUUGAAGAAUUGGUUAGCAUGGCGGAAACCUUGCUUAAGGGUGGAGGGACCAUGUCCACAUCUGCGUCCACUCUCUGGAGAGCAACAAAUAAUUCCUCACCAGAUUCAUUUGCCUCAACAGGCAGUAAUUCCAAUUCUAAUUCUAGUUCACUAGUUUCCUUGAAGGCUGAGGAGGAGCAUCAUCCUGAAGAGAAGCAGGUAUGACAGGUAUCUGAAGCAAAGCACCUUCAGUUUUAAGACUAACAUUGGACUAGAGAAUUUGCAACCUCCCUGGCAGUGAGCAUAGAGAGAUAUGUGCAGUGACAGGCUAUAAGUCAUCUGUAACAUCGCUGGACUCUCCUGAUGGAGUAAGAAGCUUGCUGAAGAAGCUGCAUGUCGAUUCCACCCUGAAUACCAGUGAUGCAUCAAACCAGAGAAAUUCUACCAGUCAAAUAAGCAUGCAGUAUGGUUUCUUUGGAAAUAUGCAUUUCCCUAUUCCCAAAUACUUCUCUGUACAGCUGAGCAGGAUAGUCAGAGCUCUUACAUUAGCAACAAAAUUUCAAUCCCUCAGAUCAGUCAUUGUCCUAACAAAACAUUGUAUAUUUAUAAUUACCAGUGACUCCCCAUUAUAGGUUUUGGAUCUUUAGCAUAAGCACAUGUUUGGAAAAGUAAACAGAAAUAAUCAAUGUUCACAAAGAGGAGAAUGGCAAAGUGAGCCUGCACUCUUGUAGCCCGUCAAACCAAGUAAUAAUGUUUCAGAAACAAUAUUAUUCUGUUAUCUAAAAAUGCAUAAAAAAGGAAUCUGGGGAAAACAGCAAACAGCAAAACCUUUUUAACAGUAAACUAUUCUACCAAACUCCUGAAAAACAAAUGAGCCCAAGAUUUGUGUGUGUGUGUGUGUGUGUGAAAACAGUGUAUCAAUCUCCAAUAUAAUCUUUGAGUUUGCUUAGCUGAUAUGCUUCUUUUUAUUGUCCAAAAUAAGCUAAGUACAGAUGUCUAAUAUAAAACAUCCAUACCACCUAAAACAUCCUAUAUAAGAUAUAACAUCAUAUGUGUUUGAUUCGUUAUAUUGCUACACUGCUUAGUUUUAACUGGUUUGUUUUCAUGGUAGCAAAGGAAAAAUGAAUUGAAAAAAAUCAAUAUGGGUUUGAUAAUCACACAAAAAAGACAAGUGCCAUUCUGUAAAAAAAUCAACAAAAGACAACAUUCUUCAUGAGGCUUCUCACUUGAUGUCAGGUUGUCACAGAUGACCACUCUGCAAGGUACAGCUGUGCUUCUUCAGUGUACAUAGUCAUGUUUAAACUUGGAAAAGAGGAUGCUACAGUAGUUACAAAGUUCUGUAUCAUGGACCCAGGGAACAUUCCAUAAAUGUUGCUUGAUAACCAUAUGGUUGUACAAAAUAAAGUUCUUAAGAAAAUGACUUACAUAACAUUUGCUACUUUUAAUUAAACAUAAAUAAAUCCUAUUGAAAAGAGAAAUGACAUUUUCUUAUUUCUUUACUAAUGUAUAAAAUUCAGAGAAAUUUCUUUUUCUAGGCAUAUGGCCUCUUCACUGAGGUAUUACCUUUAUAAUUUGACUCUCUGGUUAUGGUUUGUUUGUCUUGAGUCACACUACACAGGAGAUAUAGAUAAUGUCCAAGAGGGUAAAUAUAUUUAAUAUUUUCAUUGAAAAAAAUGGUAAUCUUACUAAUCUUAUACUAUUUCUUCUUUUAAAAAGCCUACUUGAUAAUAUGCCGGGUUUCUGUUCUCGCGACUAAAAGGCUCAGGGGUCACUCCAGUUGAACUGGGCUAAUUGGGCUGCACAAAAUAAUCACACAAAAGACACAAAUACCUUUUUCUUUGGCGUCGCUGUGACGGCUCCUCUGACCUUAAGGGUCCACAGGAAGAGAGAGAGAGAGCACCGCAAGUGCUGACCCCUUUUAUUGAGAAGCUAUUCAAAUGAGGUAAGGGGUCAGGUUUCAGGAGGCUGAGUCUAUCUUCAUGAUGUCCACUGUCAGCAGGCUGACUGACAUCUGGGUAGAUCACACCCAAGGGCACAGUAAGAGAAGGGGACACACACAAGGCACUUCCAUGGAAGAUUCUACCCUAAACAGGGCAAGAGGUUAUAUUACAAAGGAACAGGUGAGCGUAGUUUCACCCAUAUGGGGCUGUAGGAAGACACACAUCAUGGAACCCUAGAAGAAUGGGGCAGUCUAGCAGCAUGGGUGCCUGACUCCACAUCACCCAGCAGGAGAAUUAAUUUAGUCACAUGGGAGGUUGGUCUCCCACAAUAAUAGAAGUAUUGUCUACUAAAGGUAAAUAAAAUUGCCUUUGCAAAACAUAACCAUAUUAUUCAAACAUAAUUUGUAUGGUCUUUAUUUUGAUAUAUAUUGAUGUCUUUAGAGAUAAGAGAAUAAAUGUAUUUUUUAAAUUCAGCUUUGUACAUUGGUCCUUAAAGAAUUUGAAAAUCAUAAAACCAAAGCAGAAUCUCAGAAAGUCAUGUAUACAUAUGUAUGUGUAUAUAUGUGUUUUCACAUUUAUAAGAAUUUAGAACACAGUAGAACUUUAAUAAGUAGGGAAAGAAAGGUUUACUCAAUAAAUGAAAAAAAAUGUCAUAUUCGUACUUCAAACCAUCUUCUAUGAUUCCAUAUGUAUUUCAUAUUCCAUUUUCCAUAUUUGUGUUCUCUGAAUGGGAAGCACAUUCUCAUUCCAAGGCUAGUGCCAUGAAAAGACCAAAGAAAAAUCAGCAGUUGAAGUCUGGCUUACAGCAGGCUUGCACUCAGUUAUUAGAUUUAUAGGUUAUAAAUUUUCCAUUUCUGAGUGCUUUCUUUUCAGAAUAUAUUUUUUGCUUAUGCUUUCUGAGAUCCACUACUUAGGAGACAACUUGAUAUUCUCCUUGCAUUUGCUGCCCAAUGUAAUUUAGUUCAGUCUUUUAAAGUAUGGAUUUUGAGAUUUUCUGUCACUUACAUUGCUAAAAAUAGAGUACAUGUGUUUUGUUAUUCUUCUUUUUUUAUUUCUCUGAGGUGCUUUUUAAAAUUAACAUUUCUGGGCAGGGACUGUAGCUCAGUGGCAAAGGGCUUGCCUCGAAUGUGUGAGGCACUGGGUUCGAUCCUCAGCACCAUAAAUAAAGACAUUGUGUGUCCAUCUACAACUAAAAAUAUAUUAAAAAUAAGUAAAUAAAUA